Molecule: messenger RNA, 576 nt
Organism: Meloidogyne enterolobii
Lineage: Eukaryota; Metazoa; Nematoda; Chromadorea; Rhabditida; Meloidogynidae
Source: the annotation of a GenBank genome assembly
UUAAUGAAUGUCGAUCCUGGAGCUUUGUUUAUUAAGUCAGCACUUGCACAGCUGCAACAACAACAACAAAUGCCAACUAUUAAUAUUACUGAUGAAAAUAAUCAAAAUGUUGAGUCUGCAUUUUUAUCUUUGGAAUCGAAUUCAAUUUUGCCAAAUACCGACCCUCCAACACUUCCAAAUGUUUAUUCUGCAACGGGAGGUAUUGGAAACUCUAUAUCUUUAACUAAUACUCCAACUGAUAUUGGAACUAAUCAACCAUUAAAAUUUGUUUAUAUUCCUGUUUGUAUUGAAACAGCAACCCAACGACUUGAAAAGUAUGUUAAAAAUAAUCAACUUUUGUGCGAAGUUCAAUGUGACGAGCAGAAGGAGACAUCAACACAGAUAGUUAAUUCUGUACGUAUUCGUGUUGCACCUCCAUCAAAUGAAUCAAAUAAAACAAUUCUUGAAUUAAUUUUAUAUAGAAUAGAUCAAUCGCCAAAUAUUAGCCGAGCAGCAUUUACUCAUAUUCAAGGUGAUGUUAAUGAAUAUGAACAAUUACGUGUUAAUUUAUUAUCAAUAUUCAACGAAGUUGUGUGA